This is a messenger RNA of Vicia villosa (hairy vetch), 697 nucleotides long. RefSeq names its product non-specific lipid-transfer protein 8-like. The record is from RefSeq and is a predicted model, not a curated record. The transcript has 2 exons. Gene Ontology annotation, cellular component: membrane. Lineage: Eukaryota; Viridiplantae; Streptophyta; Magnoliopsida; Fabales; Fabaceae. Gene Ontology annotation, biological process: lipid transport. The coding region runs from base 39 to 386 and encodes 115 amino acids. Gene Ontology annotation, molecular function: lipid binding.
CAAAAUUAAAGCCAACUUCAUAUUUUCUUUCAAUAACCAUGAAAUCUCUUUCAAUUGCAUUUUCGGUUCUCGUGCUUCUCGUCCUUGUUACCUCAAACUCAGAGGCUGCGAUCUCGUGCAGCGAUGUGAUCAAGGACUUGAAACCUUGUGUGAGCUACUUGGUUAGUGGAAGUGGACAACCACCAAGUCAAUGUUGCACUGGAGCUAAAUCUCUUGCUUCUGCUGUAUCAACAUCAGAGGAUAAAACAGCUGCUUGUAACUGCAUCAAAUCUACUGCCAAGAGUUUCAAAAUCAACUCACAGUUGGCUAAGUCUCUCCCAGGAAACUGUGGAAUAAACAUUCCAAUCAGUAUCUCCCCUGAUGCAGAUUGUUCCAAGAUUGGUUAAUUGUGACUUGGAAGUGAGAAUUGGAGGGUGAUGCUGACAAUUUUCUGCUACUAUAUAUGCUUAUGGGAAUGUUACAUAUUCUGUUGUAAUAAAUAGGAAUCUACCUAUGUGGAUUUCUGUGUUAUAUGUUCAUCUAUGUUUUUCUAUUAGUUGUUUAAAUGCUGUUCCCAAUUUAACUUAAUUGCUGAGUCACUUAUGGCCUUGUUUGGAUUUCAUAAAUGUUUGUUAUUUUGCUAUAAUAUAGCUAUAUCUAUAUGAAGAAUAAUGUCAUUUACUUUUGUCACAAAAAUUUGUCACAAAAAUUUGUGUUU